GUCACGUGAUCCUGUUUUGACGCGCCGCCGUAACCGUGCAGGUGACGUGGAGUAUGGAGAAGAUAAUGAUAAAUGUAUUAAGACGGUAUUAAAUAUAUCAUAACUGUUAUCAGAUCUGUUAAGACCUUUUGAAUCUCCCUUCGUCAAAAAAUUCAGUCAAAUAUCAUCAGCGCUAACUAAACGAGUGUUUCUUCCUGGUAUCUUGUAACGAGCUUGAAGUUGUCAGAGUCAACAUUGACAUACUGCACCGUGCUGUAGCACCUGACAGUAUUCACAUGACAACCCUUUGAGAGCUCUCCUGCAGUCUUCAGUCAUGGCUAGUCCUGAUGAUUUAAAGUUUCAGGAGUUUGAAGAGGCCACAGAUCUGCUAUCUUCAAAUCCUGGAGCAUCAACCCUCAGCAUCUCCAGUCCCGGUACCGGAGCCUCCCCUGGAGAUGUCAGACUCGACCUAUCAGAUGAUGAAGAGAACCAGCAAGAGAAUUCAGAGCUUCUUGGAGGUGAAAAACAAACCGGUGGAUUUUGGACUUUUGAAUACUAUCAGUCAUUCUUCAACGUAGAUACAGUUCAGGUUCUGGAUAGGAUAAAAGGCUCAGUUAUACCUUUGCCAGGAAGAAACUUUGUCAGACACCACAUUCGAAGUAACCCUGAUUUAUAUGGUCCAUUCUGGAUCUGCGUGACUUUAGUGUUCUCAGUGGCGAUCAUGGGGAACCUCUCUACCUUUCUGAGCAAGAGGGGAGACCCAGACUUUCACUACAGACCUCAGUUCCACAGAGUCUCAAUAGCCGCAGUUACUGUGUUCCUCUACGCAUGGCUGGUACCUCUCGGAGUUUGGGGAUUCCUGACAUGGCGUCAAAGUGUUGAGAGGCAGAUCAGUGGAUAUACGUUUUUAGAGACCGUGUGUGUCUAUGGAUACUCCCUUUUCAUAUAUAUUCCUACCUCUAUAUUAUGGGCCAUUCCCUUCAACUGGAUGCAGUGGCUGUUGAUUGUUGUUGCCAUGGUGAUCUCUGGGUCAGUGUUGGUCAUCACUUUCUGGCCGACUGUUCGUGAUGACACCAAACUAACAGCUUUUGCUACCAUGGCAGUUAUAGUGUCACUUCAUGCCCUUCUGGCUAUUGGCUUCAAGAUGUACUUCUUCCAAACGGCAACAUACACAGGAUCAUCACACCCCGCACAACACAUUACUCCAGCCUCUAAUCACACAUCAUCUACCGUGGGAUAAUCUCAUUUACAAAACUGAAGCCUAUGAGUCUUGAGAUUAAGAGGACAUGGAAAUGCAUGAUGAAUGUGUAGUAAUUAUGAUCAAUGAGCAGUGGAGUUUUUCGGGUUAGUGUGCUGACACAUGCAUUCCUAGCAAACAGAUGCAAAGUGUUACCAUUCUGCAACUAAUCAAGCAAAUGAAAUAACUUAAUUUAGAUCAAGUAAUAUCACCAUAAUAAUUUAAAUAUUAAUUUAAACAUUUGAUUUUGUCGUGAGUUUCGAAGGUUUUUCUUAAUAUUAAAAAGGCUUACCUACUAUUAUUUUCCUAGUGUUAUUUACCUAUAUUCAUUUGUUACCUUUAAAGUAUAAGACAUAUGAAAAGAUGUUUUUCAUUUAAAUUUCGUUUGGAACAUUAAAGCUGCAAGGAACCCAAAUUGAUUUGUACAUUGAUCUGACAUUACUGUGAAGUGAUAAGAUGUAAGGUUUGCCUUAUAACCCCUGACUGCUUUUCCUUACGUUCUUAACGAUCUCUCAUGUCUCUGUAAAUUGAGAGUAAAAGUAUCUGUAUUCUAUAUUUCCUUUUUCUUGUUCAGUUUUGUGUUUUGACACUGUAAGGUGGUGAAAAAUGUGGGAGAAGAACCACCACCCACUGGCCCAAUGGCGGAGUCCAAGUGGCGUGGCUAAGGCAUGCGUGUUCUGUCUUUCCCGCGCUCUGGGUUGUUAUUGUUAACAUUAUUUUAAUGUUGUGCAAUAUUAUCUGACUCCAAGAUAAAAGGAAAACCUUGUUGAA
Molecule: messenger RNA, 1987 nt
Organism: Triplophysa rosa
Lineage: Eukaryota; Metazoa; Chordata; Actinopteri; Cypriniformes; Nemacheilidae
Gene: yipf2
Product: Yip1 domain family, member 2
Exons: 9
Coding region: 314-1219 (301 amino acids)
Biological process (GO): vesicle-mediated transport
Cellular component (GO): membrane; Golgi apparatus
Molecular function (GO): small GTPase binding
Source: RefSeq, a predicted model, not a curated record